AUGUCCGUAGAUAAAGUGGAGCUGCCGCGGGAGCUGCCGCCACAUCCGGCACCAAACAUGCUUAACUCGUUCAUGACACGCUACGACUACGACUACAAUCGUGACUUUGUAUCCACUGGCACCGGCGACGGCGCAAAGGGCGAAGAUGACACGGCUGUAAGCGGCGAGGUGCGCAAUCGGCCCAUCUUCUGCUUUGGUCCUGCAAUGCCAGGAAGUUACGGCACUAUAUACCGACGUGACUAUGUGCGGCACAACCGGGGUGUGAAGGACCUUCCCGAUUUGUUGCGAACCGCAUGUGGUGAGCAUGAUGUUGCUUCUUCCUUUGCAAGGGAUUAUUAUCGACCAGAUUUCACAAAGCAUAACACCGCGGACGGGGCCCACCCUAACACGACCUACAAGACGGACUACACACUCAGUGGACGUGUUCCAAAGGGAGAGGCGACAUUGUACGCUGGGGCUCGCGCAGCCGCUUUUGACCCUGAUUUUCUGCUUAUACCAGCUUCAGAAGAUCUCCCUCGCGCAGAGGCGGAGUUACCACCAAAGAUUACAUCAAAGGAGUCACUCCUUCCAAAAGUUCAAACGUCACGGGAUAAUGGUGAUAAGGACCAGAAGGAAGAUUUGUUUGCUUCACGACGACCACUCUUAACGAUAGGAGGUCCCCCGACAGACUAUUAUUGUACAUCUUGGGUUUACGGUGAUAAGAGCCUGGCAUAUCCAAGUCAACUACCACGGGGUAUUGAAGAAUCCCUGAAUGCACAUCUCAUAGGGACAAUGGAUGAUAAAGCCGCAUUACUCGCCCUACUUGCAGGGAAAAGAAGACCAGUUGGGAAGCCACACCCAAUAUAUGACGAUACGAACCCUAUUCCAAUCCUUAGAUCAGAACAGCCUUAUUGUGCUGUAACACGGCGGAUUGACAAUGAGGGACAUGUGAAAAUGAGCAUGUACAAAAGUGACUUUAUUCGUCAAGGAUUGUUACCAGAACUUCCUGACGCGGUUGGAUUAUCUGGAAAGGAAGGGGCGAUUGAAAAUGGUGAUCGGCAUUUGGCAUGUGCGGGGGAAAUGUUGGCCGGUACUCUGACACGGUAUGUGAAGAGACUUGAAACACUGCGUAAUUCUCACGGUAACCUCUUAAAGGAAAAACCAGAUACCUCUGUUGUAGAUCCACAUACGUGGAAACAAAUGAAAUCGCUUGAGAGACGCAUUAAGGUGGAUAAAGCCGAUCCACAUCGUCAUAAAUUGCAUUAA
Messenger RNA from Trypanosoma theileri, 1245 nucleotides. RefSeq lists its product as uncharacterized. Bases 1 to 1245 code for a protein of 414 amino acids. NCBI's taxonomy places the organism in Eukaryota, Euglenozoa, Kinetoplastea, Trypanosomatida, Trypanosomatidae. The transcript has a single exon. The record is from RefSeq and is a predicted model, not a curated record.